AUGAAACUAAGUGAGACUAAGUGCACGAGAAAUAGUUUACUAGCGAUUAUUUUAAUUAUUGCUCUAGUUAUUUUAAAAAAAAACACAUCUUCUAUUUCUUCUUCUUUUUCUUCUUCUUCUUCUUCUUCUUCUUCUUCUUCUUCUUCUUCUUCUUGUAUGCCUUUUCUUCUUCUAUGUCUUCUUUUUCUUCUUGAAUGCCUUCUUCUAUGCCUUUUAUUUUCUUUUUCUUCUUUUAUGCCGCCUUCUACUUCUUCUUCUUUGUCUUCUUUCUUUUCUGUGUUUGCUUCUAUAACUUCUCCUCCUCCUCCUUCUUAUUCUUCUAUUCCUUCUUCAUCUUCUUUGCCUUCUUCUAUAUCUUCUUCGUCUAUUCCUUUUUCUUCUUCUUCUUCUUCUUCUUCUUCUUCUUCUUGUAUGCCUUUUCUUCUUCUAUGCCUUCUUUUUCUUCUUAAAUGCCUUCUUCUAUGCCUUUUAUUUUCUUUUUCUUCUUCUAUGCCUUCUUCUACUUCUUCUUCUUUGUCUUCUUUCUUUUCUGUGUUUGCUUCUAUAACUUCUCCUCCUCCUCCUUCUUAUUCUUCUAUUCCUUCUUCUAUACUUAUUUUUUCUAUGCCUUCUUCAUCUUCUUUGCCUUCUUCUAUAUCUUCUUCGUCUAUUCCUUUUUCUUCUUCUUCUUCUUCUUCUUCUGUGCCUUCUUCUAUACCUACUUCUUCUUAUUAUUAUUUGCCUUCUUCUAUACCUUCUUCUUCUAUUCCUUCUUCUUCUUUUUCUUCUUCUUCUUCUUCUUUAUUCUAUACCUUCUUCUUCUUUGCCUUCUUCUAUACAUUCUUCUUCUAUGCCUUGUUCUAUGCCUUUUCUUCUUCUUCUUCUUCUUCUUCUUCUUCUUCUUCUUCUUCUUCUUCUUCUUCUAUGCCUUUAAUUUUCUCUUCUUCUUCCAUGUCUUCUUUUUUCUUUUUCUAUGCUUUCGUCUAUAACUCCUUUUUCUUCUACUUUUUCUAUGCAUUCAUCUAUUUCUUCUUCUAUUCCUUCUUCCUCUAUGCAUUCUUCUAUACCUUCUCCUUCCUCUAUGCAUUCUUCUAUACCUUCUUCUUCCUCUUCAUCUAUUUCUUUGGCUUCUAUAUCUCCUUCUUCUUCUUCGUCGUCUUCUUCUUCUUCUUUUAUACCUUAUAUCUAUUCAGGAAGUGUGCAAAAUAG
Messenger RNA from Acanthosepion pharaonis, 1188 nucleotides. NCBI's taxonomy places the organism in Eukaryota, Metazoa, Mollusca, Cephalopoda, Sepiida, Sepiidae. The record is from the annotation of a GenBank genome assembly.